AUGCCAGAACGACACCCAAGAAUUGAAUAUUUACACGGGGACCGUUCUACGCUAAGUCGGACAAAUAGUGACGAGACCUUAGUCACACAGAACCAAAGCAACACAGUGGGGCAGAAUCAGAAUCCAAGGCAGUAUGAAGAUCGUGCUAACAGCUACGACCUCUACAGUAGGUCUGGAGAAAUAUCCGAUUUGAGUUCGCUAUUUACUUCGGGCUCUGAAGAAACUGUGACUAAUAAUCUAAAGAUUUUGGGAUAUCCUAUUACCUCCUAUACCACCGUACGAGAAUUACCAAUUGUUUCGACGUUCCUACAACCGGGGGUGCUUAUAUUCUCAUCAUUGAAGUCUUUGGAUAUAUACUCACAGAAGAACUUGUCUCCCGAAGAGACAAAGCUGUACCACUCGCAAGGGUUAGGAAUACCGUUGUUACAAACUUCAACGUCGAUGCUCAGUAUUUUCAAAAUAAAUUCGCCAUUCUUGAUUAUUUAUAAAUAUAACAAGGCGAACGAAAAGUCAGUUUUCUGUAAAGUAUAUUUCAGGAUUUUAACUAAUAACGUCACUUGUUAUAUAUUAAUAUUCCAGCUCGACAAUGGUGAAUUGAAGACCGUGGUUUUGAUGAAUAAUGGUGUCAAGCCUUCAGUCGACGUGGUGUAUGAAAAUACAAAGAUCAGAAUUACAGGAGUCACGGGAACGACGUCGACAUUUGCAAAUGGCUUCAUGCAACUCUAUAUACUACAGAACUCGUCACCUUCGUUAUGCGACGAUAUGACGAUACAGAAUACCCUUGAGUCCAUCAACAGUUCGAUUAAGAACGUUAAGGUGAAUGUAAGCGAUUCGAACGAAUUAUACAGCUCGUUGAAAUGUCAUCAGAGAAAAGCUACUUUGACCAGAUUGAUGAAUGAAGGAAAGGCAUUAAUCAACACACCUUUGGCCACUUUUGUCGACAACGGAGAUGAAAAAUUCAAGGGACUUAAUUUAUUCAAAAACGGAACGAUUAAAAUCUUUGAGACGACUAAUGAUAAUGAAAAUAAUAAUAAUAUGUUAAUAAUGACCAGUAUCCUAUUGGUCUUACGAGAACAGGAAUUUAGAAAAUUUAGAGGAAAUAAUAAACCAACAUUUGUUAGCCACCAUAAUUCGAACUCUAUGAAUAAUAAUUAA
Debaryomyces fabryi is the source of this 1155-nucleotide messenger RNA. RefSeq lists its product as uncharacterized. The record is from RefSeq and is a predicted model, not a curated record. The coding region runs from base 1 to 1155 and encodes 384 amino acids. The transcript has a single exon. Lineage: Eukaryota; Fungi; Ascomycota; Pichiomycetes; Serinales; Debaryomycetaceae.